This is a messenger RNA of Penicillium subrubescens, 2142 nucleotides long. Its product is annotated as GAG-pre-integrase domain-containing protein. The transcript has a single exon. NCBI's taxonomy places the organism in Eukaryota, Fungi, Ascomycota, Eurotiomycetes, Eurotiales, Aspergillaceae. The coding region runs from base 1 to 2142 and encodes 713 amino acids. The record is from RefSeq and is a predicted model, not a curated record.
AUGUCAAACGACAAGCAAGGCAAAGGAUCGGAUAGUGUCCCAUGGGACCAGCGUCUUCGGUCAAAGCCACAGUGGAGGGUAUGGAUCGAUUAUAUCAAAUCGGCAGCGGUCUCGGAGGGAGUUUGGCAGUACAUGGACCCGGACCUAUCAGACGACGAGGUUAAAACACUGCCAAAUAUAGAGGACCCUCCUACUCCUGAGAUGGUCAACCCCGACGUCUCGGAUAUCGCAGAACUUACCGAUGAGGAGUACAAGAGAUUCAACCGAUACACUACCCAGUGGACCUUGCAUCGGCCCAUUUGGAAAGAGGCAUGGAAAGGCCUGAACCGACUCAACGAUAAGAUCACCAGCAGUGUCGCCACAGAGCAUCACUCUCGCCUGGUUGGUUGCCGUACUCCGAGGGAGAAGCUUCUGAAACUGAAGGAGAACUUCGCACCAGAGGAAGAUACACGGAGAGAAGAACUUCGCCAGGCAUGGAGAGAGAUGAUCCGAUACAAGCCGCGAAGCACUGUUAUCGAUCAGUGGCUUGACAGCUGGACGAAUCUAUAUGAUGAAUGUAAGGCAGCUGACGUCCCUGACGUGGUAUAUCGACCAAAAGACCCUAUCCGAGAUUUCCUCAGGUCGACGAGAACACUCGAUGAGUUCUUCUACUCCACUUGGAUGAGGCAGGUCAAGCUCGAGACUCCUACCUUCCUGCACGUUAUCGAGGAGUAUCGGAGAAGGCAUGAGGAGCUUAGCGAAUCCAAGAAAGGUGGAAGCAGUGCACUUGCUAUGUAUGCGAAUACGACGCUCUUCGGUCGAAAACCUGGGCAGUCUGGUCAAAACCCUUCAAGAGAUGAAUACCGCAAGAGAUGCCCCUGUGGAGGGAAGGAGCACCACUUCUCGGAGUGCCCUUAUUUCGUCAAAUCAAGGAGACCAGAGGGUUGGAAGCCAGAGGGUCGCAUCGAGAGGAAUAUGGACCGUUUCAUCAAGAUGAUGAGCCCGUCUGAUCAAGAAGAGAUCAAGAAGCUACGGGGAUCAACCGAAACUGCCCUAAUGCCCUCGUCAACGCAGUUAACGACGACAUCACCGACACAGGCGAAAGCCGUUCAGUUCGCUGCAGCAGAUGAAGAAGACUUCCCACACAUCAAUAUGGCUAUGUUAUCCGUGAAUAUCUCACCGUAUGUGUAUCACGCUGCUUCGCUGUAUCCGCUGAAAAAUGCCUGGAUAGUUGAUUCAGGAGCGAACGUUCAUAUCUGUAACCGACGUGACCGUUUUGACUUCCUGGAAAACGAUCACUUCAAGAUAUCCACUGGCGACGGCGAAUCCUCGAUUGAGGGCGUUGGUUCGGCGAGACUCACAGUAAGGAAUCCUUGGAAUGGAAAGCAAUCGGUUACCAAAAUAUCCAAUGUGCUGUAUGCCCCAGACUUCCACACGAAUAUCCUGAGUGUCUCGGAAAUCAAGAAGAAUGGGUACUUCUUCAACAGCGAGAUCCCCGCGAUCACUUACCGCAGAAAGGCAAUAGCGCAUUGCGCAGAACUCUAUGGCCUAUAUCUCUUGGAGUACAGUAAGGCCUCUGCACUGGCCUUUCCCUCUCUCAAACCGUCUGCGAAACCCCUAGUAUCAACUGCAACACCGGCGCGGUGGCAUCGAAGACUCGGACACAUGUACGACCAGCGUGUUGAGCGCCUCGCAGAGAUGGUUGAUGGCAUUGAUAUCAAGGGAAGAACUGAGGAAAACGCUGAGAGCAAUCCAGAGAAGUGUGAACCCUGUCAGCUAGCAAGAGCCAGGAAGCAGAUCUCUCGUCGUCCAGCUGGUCGUACCCAUAUAUAUGGCAAGUUCGGCAAGGUUCAUUUUGACCUGAUUGAGAUGGAUGAAGCGUUCAACGGUGAUCGAUGGGUAUCGCACCUCUACGUCGAAGGGAUUCGGCUUCAUCUAGCAGCGUCACAUCGGAAGAAAAAUGGCUGUCAGCAAGCGAUCAAGUACUUCGUUGCAUACCUGAUAAAUCACCUCAAGAUGCCCCUCAGGGCGUUUCAUACCGACAACGAGCGAUCCGCUGGCGAAACGGUCUGGGACUACUGCAGAUCGAUGGGAUUCGUCGUUGAAUUCAUCGUCGUUGAUACCCCUGAGCAAAACAGCUUCGCUGAGCGAGCUGGGGGGUGA